AUGUUUUCAUCGUUGAUACUUCGUCGUUUGACGCCCCUGUCACAACCAAAGUUCUAUUUAUUUUCAACGUCAACCAUACUUGGAAAGCCCAAGAAUGCCGGUGGUGGUGGUCAAACUAAAGCAGCCAAACGGGUUCUAUCCGAUGCCGACCUCGUAUCGUCGUCCGGCGAUUGGUCCGCAUUAAAAAGUCAAUAUGACAAAUUGUUAGUUGAACUACGUGAACUUUAUUCGAAGCAGAUUCAAUUACGAACGUCAUCAUUGGCUUUCGAAGAAUUGUCUGUAACUCUUCCACCGAAUAAGAAAAGUCAUCAAUUGAAAGAAUUAACACAGAUCGUUCAAAAGUCACCACAAAUGUUCAUGAUUGACAUGACACGCCAUGCUCAGUAUAUUCCGAACGUUCUCGAAGCGAUUCAAAAAUCCGGUCUCAAUGUAAAUCCUCAACAAGAUGGAACAACACUCUAUCUACCUACACCGAAAGUCACUCGAGAACAUCGGGAAGAAUUAGCCAAGAAUGCGAAGAAAUUAGCCGAUCAAAUCAUUGUUAAAAUGCGCGAAGCAUAUUCAAAAGCACAUCGAAAUAUAAGAAUUUGA
Adineta ricciae is the source of this 591-nucleotide messenger RNA. The record is from the annotation of a GenBank genome assembly. NCBI's taxonomy places the organism in Eukaryota, Metazoa, Rotifera, Eurotatoria, Adinetida, Adinetidae.